AUCUUUCUUUAUGAUAAUAUAACAAAACAAAACUUAAAAAACCAAACACUAUCUUCUUUCUUCUUCUUCUUCUGACAAUUAAAAAAAAAAUCAAGAAAAUGUCAGUGGCAUCAUCAUAUACAUUCCCUUGUAUUAAAUUCCAAAAUUACCCUUCUUAUUCAACAAACCCUACAAUACUUACUAUAAGAAAUUCUCAAGCUGAAGGUCCAAUUAGAAGACCAAUUGCUCCAUCACCACCUAAGCCUAGUAAUAUUUCACCACCAAUUAUUACUACUACAGCCCCUACUAAGCCUGUGGCUGUGACAACUUCCGAGGGUAAAAAUGUAAUUACACUUGAAUUUCAGAGGCAAAGGGCUAAGGAACUUCAAGGGUAUUUUAGACAGAAGAAACUUGAAGAAGCUAAUCAAGGCCCAUUCUUUGGUUUUAUUGCCAAGAAUGAAAUCUCCAAUGGAAGAUGGGCGAUGUUUGGUUUUGCUGUGGGGAUGUUGACAGAGUAUGCAACGGGUUCUGACUUUGUGGAUCAACUUAAGAUCCUUCUCUCCAAUUUCGGUAUUUUAGACCUCGAAUGAGACUUUUGAAGGACUGCAGGGCUCAUUCGGGGGUGACGCUUCCAACAUGAUUUUGUUCAUAUUUAGGGCUCGAACUCGAAAUCUCUAGACUGGUCAAGAGUGAAACACUUCCACCAGUUCACCAGGCCACUACCUCCAUCUCUUAUUUCAAAUUCUUUUUACUUUAAAGUAUUUAUCAUUUUCGAUAUAAAGACAUUUGUUUACCAUAUAAAGAAAUUUUUGGACAUUUUUUUUAGCAUAUAUUAAAGAGGUUUUAUGUGUGGGA
Messenger RNA from Solanum pennellii, 834 nucleotides. Its product is annotated as light-harvesting complex-like protein OHP2, chloroplastic. The transcript has 2 exons. Gene Ontology annotation, cellular component: chloroplast thylakoid membrane. The record is from RefSeq and is a predicted model, not a curated record. The coding region runs from base 99 to 569 and encodes 156 amino acids. Lineage: Eukaryota; Viridiplantae; Streptophyta; Magnoliopsida; Solanales; Solanaceae.